Messenger RNA from Papaver somniferum (opium poppy), 1631 nucleotides. Its product is annotated as rRNA biogenesis protein RRP5-like. The coding region runs from base 234 to 662 and encodes 142 amino acids. NCBI's taxonomy places the organism in Eukaryota, Viridiplantae, Streptophyta, Magnoliopsida, Ranunculales, Papaveraceae. Gene Ontology annotation, molecular function: RNA binding. The record is from RefSeq and is a predicted model, not a curated record. Gene Ontology annotation, cellular component: small-subunit processome; nucleolus. The transcript has 8 exons. Gene Ontology annotation, biological process: rRNA processing.
AGAGAUGUCUGAUUUACUGUUGUUCAACCAAUUUCGUGUUUGAUAGAAACCCAGUUUCUUUUGAUGUGCAAUUAUCCAGUUUCGAUCUUAAUUUUGUCUACAGUUUGGGUGCUACUGAAAAAGUCUUUGUUCCAGAUCUAUUUGUUCUUCGUAAACGAAGUAUAUUUUCGUUUCUCAAGGAAGGAAGAAGACCGUUUGUGGGCAAGUUUCUGUUGCAAACCGUAACCAAAUGUAUGGAUAGAGCCUGGCCUGGUAUUGGAGAAGAAGCUCUGAAAGGUAGCAUUGAGAAUAAGAUUCAUGGGCAAGAUGGUGAUGGAACAAAGAUCGUUGAUGGGAAAUUGUAUCCAGAAAAUAUGGUGAUAACUUCAAAGUUCUCCUUAUAUUUUCGUGAUAAUGUUGGUAUGAGAAAGUUCGGAAGCUGGAGAAGAAGUACAAGGAGGUCGGGUUCUGUUCGUGCUUGCAUUCUAGGAUUUAGGCACUUGGAAGGACUCACAUUAAAUAUCUUGGAGGCUAGUGCUUUUGAGGGAUCAGUUUUCACUCACUUAGAUGUCAAACCAGGUAUGGUUGUCAAGGGGAAGGUAAACUCUGUCGGGGACUUUGGUGCUUAUGUGCAGCUAUCAACUGGUGUGAAGGAAUUUUGUCCUCUUACACACAUGUCAUAACUUGAAGUCCCAAAGCCUGAGAAGAAAUUCAAGGUCAAGCCACAACUUGCUAUUCUUAGUUCAUUUGACUAUGCUACCGAUGGACUGAUAACACAUGGAUGGAUCAGAAAAGUUGAAACACAUGGGUGAUCUAUGAGCUUCUACAAUGGAGUGCAAGGAUUUGCUCGCCAUUUAGUUGUUAUAUAUAACCGAUCCCUUGUUGUGAUGCAGAGGUUAAACUUGCAUACAGUUCAUUCUUGUGCAUUUGUGCAUAUGCGAUGAUCUUAGUCAGCACUAUGCUAUAUAAUUGCAUUUCAUGAUUUCUUCAUAUUUAUUUAGUGUGUUAAAAGUAUCAUUUGUAUAUGAAAUUAGUUCGUGGAUAAAGAGUAACCAGUUUUCCUUUUUCAAGGACAUAACUUGACAACUUCUCUACCUUAUCUUUUUUUGGUAAUUAUUAUAGAUAGCUUUGAUGAUUAUCUACUUUAUAAGCCUCCUAAUAUAAUAUUUAAUUAUCGUUUCUUUAGCUAUUUAUUCCCUCUCUUAACCAGGUCUGAACUUGGAUUAGACCCAGGCUGCGAGGCAGGUUCAAUAUAUCAUGCUGGACAAGUCGUGAAAUGUAGGGUGAUGAGUGCAGUUCUUGCUUCCCGGAGGAUCAACAUUUGUUUUCUUAUGUCUCCAACAAGGGUGCACUGAUGUCAUGGUUGAUGGUAAGACUGCUGUUCCUGCUGGAUAAGGAAAUUUUGGAAAAGUUUGUGCUACUGCAAUUCUGUUCUCAAGCAUGUUGGUGCCAAGGUCAUAAUGACAUUGUUAAAAGUUUUAGGACUUGUAUCACUUCUCUUUAAGAGACCUUGAACUUGUUAAUUAGCAGCUGAAUCCUUCUUUCUUUUUAUGAGUUUGGACUAAAUUUAUGAGUAAAAUUCAAUGUAAUUGAGUUGUCAUUUUGUAUUAGAUGAAUCUGGUUUUUAUUUGGAAUUUGAAUUGUCAUUUGAA